CAUUUUUCGCUCGCGAACGAGGGAGAGAACUUGUAGUACUUUUCUCUUCUCGCUCGCGCUCGCAUUUUCGUUCGCGUUCUCGCUCUCGCCGCGAGCGCUCGCGAGCGCCUCGUGCUAACCGUUCGUCCCAAGCUAGCAAUUUGUUUAUCAGGCUUAUGAAUAUGAACCAGGCGAUGGUAUAGAGGUGUAACUUCAAUCGCUGUGUUGUUUUUUGUUCGUUUCUAACACGUUUAACUCCUCGCGAACGGGCAAUUCUGGCUCGCGAGAAAGCCCGUUCGCGAGCGGAGGAGAGCACGGGCAAUCGGUGAGUUUCUCUCGGCAGCUCGAGACUCGCGGCGAGAACUCGAGAGAGAGAAAAUUUUCUCGCGAGAGCGCGAUAAUACCAACACUGAAUUAAACAAUUAGACAAUUAGGGGAAAUAUACCCAUUCGACCGUUCGACCAAUUCUCAUCACUUUUGCCGUUUUCCGCUACUAAAUCAACAUUUUCAGAUGUAUCAACAAUGGAGAGUUGCUUGCUCACUUUUAUUUGAGCUAUUUAUUGCUUUGGAACAGCCAAAAACACUUCAUGAAAGCUGUAAUUCAUGAUCAAAGUACUGAUAGGCCGAUAAUAGAAAUAGGCUGAAAAAGGGUAUAGUUCCCCUAUUAGAUUUAUGAAUAAAGCUGAACGCUCAUAUUUUAAAUUUUGGCUGUAAAUUUAUCUUUACCACCUUUAUCAAAAUUUCCGUAAUAACAGAUAUCUCAGUUUGACUAAACCUCAAUUUUUUUUGUUUCAGAAUGCAGGUUUCAUUGACCAAGUUCAUCUGCACACAAACCAUCUCAUAGCUUAACCGAUCUCAAUCCGCAUGUGCAGAAAGAAAACUACCACGUUCAGCGGAGAUCAACGCUUCGCGCAAACAACAUCAGUUGGAUAGUUUAGUACUAAACGCGACGAGCAGUCGUGCGCUGCUUGCUUCCGAAAAUUGAAAUUUCCUCAACGAAUUACUCAUCCUUGAGCGAUUCUUGGCGCACAGGAAGUUUUUACGUAAUAAAUAUUAUUCGAACAUUUUCAUAACGCACAAUGCUGCGGUUGAUGUUUAGUCGGGCCCAAGUGUUCCUCAACCGGUAUCCGGUGGCUCGGGGGAUGGUCACGUACAGUUUCCUAUGGCCCACCGGAUGUCUCAUUCAGCAGUCUCUCGUCGGAACGCAUUGGAGGGACUACGACUGGACGAAAUGCUUUCGGUUUUUCGUGUACGGAGGAUUCAUCGUGGCGCCCUCACUUUACUGUUGGAUUCGGCUGGCCUCCAUGAUGUGGCCCGCCCAAACGCUCCGAUCGGCGAUAGCGAAGGCAGUUACCGAGCAAAUUAGUUAUACGCCGUUGGCGAUGAGCCUUUUCUACUUUAGUAUGAGCUUGCUCGAGUCCAAAACGGUUAAGGAAUCGUUCGCCGAAGUCAAAGCCAAAGUACCGCCAACGUACAAGGUUGCCAUUUGCAUUUGGCCUUUACUUCAGACGUUCAAUUUUUCUGUUGUGCCGGAAAAGAACCGCGUUCCCUUCGUCAGCAUGUGCAGUUUGCUGUGGACGAUUUUUCUCGCCUACAUGAAACAGCUGGAGCUGGAGAAGCUCCAGCAAAGCAAGUCGCUUAUUCCAAAGUAACGUUUCAAAGUUUUUAAGGUUUUGUAUAAAUAGUUUGUAAACUUACGUAAUCAUGUCUAAUAAAACGUUCACGACUCGUUCAGCACCGACGAGCUGCCUUUGAUGAUCAC
This is a messenger RNA of Culex pipiens pallens (northern house mosquito), 1741 nucleotides long. Its product is annotated as mpv17-like protein. NCBI's taxonomy places the organism in Eukaryota, Metazoa, Arthropoda, Insecta, Diptera, Culicidae. The transcript has 4 exons. The record is from RefSeq and is a predicted model, not a curated record. Gene Ontology annotation, cellular component: membrane; cytoplasm. Bases 1059 to 1631 code for a protein of 190 amino acids.